AUGAAAAAAGUAAAAAGGUGAAAAAACAUAGUGUGAACCCAGGCUAAUAGGUCAGUUUAAGACACCAUGAACAGCAAAGAAAUGACACCUGACCAUGUCCAAAUGUGAACAAUCAUGCUUUGUUUUCUCAUUUUAACAUCUCCUCACUAAUAAUUGGUUUUUGUUUCAUUUCACAAUUUAUGACAAAAUGAAAUGUGUUAAUACAAAAUACAAGUCCUCGUAAGGGAAAAAUAAAAUUGUAAGGAGAAAUGAAAAUGCUAGUUAACCCCUUAUGGACGGAGGGGGGGUUAAACAACCUUUAUUUGCACGUAGUGUUUCUGCAGGACACUACACGUGAGUGUGAACACAGAUCACCCUCCUCCCGGUCUUAGUACUAGGACGUGGAUGAGGUAAGCGGGAAGAGGAGGUAACUGAUAAAGGCGCCAAAACUCAAGAGCGGGAGAUCCCUGUCGGCGGCGGCUCCUCUCACCCUCUGUACACCAUGCCAGCUGCAGAAGAGGUGCCCAGCGUCCAGAACGGACAUGGCGGACAGCGGGACCCCCCGCACGACGAGCUGCAGUACCUGGAGCAGAUUCGCCACAUAAUACAGCGCGGUCACCGCAAGGAGGACCGGACCGGUACCGGAACCAUCUCGGUGUUCGGUAUGCAGGCGCGGUACAGCCUGCGAGAUCAGUUCCCUCUGCUGACAACAAAGCGCGUGUUCUGGAAAGGAGUGCUGGAAGAGCUAUUGUGGUUUAUUAAGGGUUCUACAAAUGCAAAAGAGCUUUCUGCGAAGGGUGUAAAAAUUUGGGAUGCGAAUGGUUCCAGGGAAUUUUUGGAUAAGCAAGGAUUUGUAACCCGAGAAGAAGGAGACCUUGGACCUGUAUAUGGAUUUCAGUGGAGGCACUUUGGUGCUGAAUACAAAGACAUCCACACAGAUUACACAGGGAAAGGCGUGGACCAGCUUCAGAAAGUGAUUGAUACCAUCAAGAAUAAUCCUGAUGAUAGGCGGAUCAUCAUGUGUAGCUGGAACCCUAAAGAUAUUCCAAUGAUGGCACUGCCACCUUGCCAUGCCCUGUGCCAGUUCUAUGUAAUUAAUAAUGAGCUGUCAUGCCAGCUGUACCAGCGAUCUGGAGACAUGGGCCUUGGAGUGCCAUUCAAUAUUGCAAGUUAUGCUCUAUUAACAUACAUGAUUGCCCAUGUCACAGGAUUAAAGCCUGGUGACUUCAUCCAUACUUUGGGGGAUGCUCAUGUGUACCUGAAUCAUGUUGAGCCAUUGCAAGUUCAACUUCAAAGAAAACCUAAGACAUUCCCUAAACUUAAAAUCCUACGAACAGUGGAAAACAUCAAUGACUUCAAAGCAGAAGAUUUCCAGCUUGAAGGCUAUGACCCGCAUCCCACCAUUAAAAUGGAAAUGGCCGUGUGAUUUUUUUAUUUUAUUUUUUGCUUAACUUUAAUGUUGUAAAUUUUGUCUUUGUACUAAAUAUGUAAAUUUUUUGCAUCUAUUCUUUUGCUGUUUCUGAAGCCAGUCUUUCAUAUUCACCCAUUCAUUUCAAAAACAUGCUCGUAUCAUCAUGCUCAUAUCAUACCCAGUGCCUGGCAUUGAGCAGCAGACAGCUGCCAUUAAUAGCUGGCAUGAAAUGUGUCCGACAGCAUUUUGCAGUGUGCAGCACUUAUCUUUACUUGUGCGGUCACUAUAUCUGCUUGCCACGAUGUAAUGGGAGCCGAUCCAUUGUUGUGGUAGCCCGAGGCCUGUACUGGGUUUUGUGGCUGCCAUGACUGAACUAUUGAUACAGUGUAAUUGAUCUGUAUGACCAAGUCCCCUAAGUGUAAGGGUUUAAAAAAAAAAAAACUUAAUAAUUCACAUCACUACCUCUCCCCCUUACAUAUUAUUAUUUUUUUCAUUUGACAAAUGAGAAACAAAAAAAAAUAAUUAGCAUCACCAAUUGUACAAACUCCUAAAAUGGUAUUGGUGGGCGAAGGAGAGAAUUCCUGAAUACCCACAGGUAAAGUUGCUGAUUUGGUUACAACAUAUUAGAAAAAAAAGUGAUCAAGGUAGUGCCAUCUGAAUCAAAAUGUUACCGAUUUAAAAUCUACAGAUCACAGUGCAAAAUAUGAGCCCCAUAAGUGGGAAAAUAGUUAUCUGGGUCAGAGUAGAGCAGUUCUCAAAUUUUUUU
Messenger RNA from Hyla sarda, 2156 nucleotides. RefSeq names its product thymidylate synthetase (gene TYMS). Gene Ontology annotation, molecular function: thymidylate synthase activity. The record is from RefSeq and is a predicted model, not a curated record. Gene Ontology annotation, cellular component: cytosol; mitochondrion. Gene Ontology annotation, biological process: dTMP biosynthetic process. NCBI's taxonomy places the organism in Eukaryota, Metazoa, Chordata, Amphibia, Anura, Hylidae. The transcript is spliced from 8 exons. Bases 482 to 1405 code for a protein of 307 amino acids.